Ochotona princeps (American pika) is the source of this 2912-nucleotide messenger RNA. RefSeq names its product leucine rich repeat containing 37 member A3 (gene LRRC37A3). The transcript has 11 exons. The coding region runs from base 18 to 2867 and encodes 949 amino acids. Gene Ontology annotation, molecular function: protein binding. The record is from RefSeq and is a predicted model, not a curated record. Lineage: Eukaryota; Metazoa; Chordata; Mammalia; Lagomorpha; Ochotonidae.
AUCUGGAGCCUAACAAAAUGCCAGUGCCUACUGUAGAGGCUGAACAUUCCACAUCCCUGAAAAAGAUUACAGCUCCACAUGCAGACCAGGUUCAGACUCAGCACUCAAACUUAACUUCAGUCACAGGUCAGCCUUCAAAUCUGGAACUUACUACUCAACCUUCAGUAAAUGCUUUGACUGUGCAAAAGGAAAAGACCACCACCAGGAGUAUCAACAUUUGCAAGCUGUGUACCUGCAGAAAUGAGACGUUGUUAUGUACUGGGCUCAGUCCAAGUCAGAAGCUCCACCAAGUGCCUGUGCCAGCGCCUGACACCUACAAUGGCACCUUCACCAUCUUAAAUUUCCAGAAAAACUUUAUUUCCUACAUUGAUGAAAAUGUAUGGAAAUCAUAUCCUUGGGCUGAGAAAAUAAUUCUCAGUGAAAAUCAUUUGACUGAAUUACAUAAGGAUUCAUUUGAAGGCCUAAUAUCACUCCAGCAUCUGGAUUUAUCCUGUAAUAACAUACAAUCUAUUGAAAGACGUACAUUUGAACCACUACCUUUCUUGCGCUUUUUAAAUCUUGGUUGUAAUUUACUCACAGAACUGAGCUUUGGCACAUUUCAGGCAUGGCAUGGGAUGCAGUUUUUGCAGAUGUUAAAUCUCAGUCACAAUCCUCUGACAACUAUUGAAGAUUCCUUCCUGUUUAAAUUGCCAGCAUUAAAAUAUUUAGACGUCAGCAGAACACUUGUGUCACUCAACACAAUCGAGAACAUCCUCAUGAUGACUCUCGAAUUGCAGAAGCUGAUCUUACCUAGCCAUAUGGCCUGCUGCCUGUGCAAAUUUAAAAAUGACAUUGAGGUUGUCUGCAAAACAAUCAAGCUGCACUGUAGCAAUGCAUGUCUGAGAAACACUACACACUGUUUUGAAGAAGCGUCUAUAAGGAAUCCAAAAGGAACUUUCCUGAAGGCAUUGCAGGCCCGGAAGAGGAACACUAGCACUGAACUGAUAAUUGAGCCAGAGGCGCAAGUGUCACAGACACUCAACCUCAAUGUUCCAGACUUUGUGAACGAGCUGCUAGACUUUAAAGAUGAAAGCGAAGUCAUUAGUGCACUAAAUUAUGUACUGCCUUAUUUGUCAGGUGGCAAUCCAGGAAAUAUCAAGUCAGUGUUGCCAUUCAUUACACCAAUUUUUUCAAAAGUCCAUGACAGAGGUAAAUUCCUUGGUUUCCUGAAAACCAAGAAAAGGAGCCCCUCUCUUAAACCAGUAUACAACAAUUCAGCUUACAAAAGUAAGUUGAGGAGGCUGCUCUUUCUGCAAAAUAUAAUAAAUGCAAAAAUCCAAGAAAAAAUUGAUGAGGUUAAACAAAGAGAAAACACUGCCAUGCAAAUACAGCCUGUCUUGUUAGAUCCCAAAUUUAAACGCCACCUCUUUCCAAAGAAACUGGAAAUGGCCCACUCACAGCAGAGCAGCCUGGCAAGCACCCCAAGCACAAGGCAAAGGUUACAGAAAGGGGAAAAAGUCAUCAAGGGGCCAAAGGGCCUAAGAAAAAGGCAGCAGCAGGAGACAAUCAGGAGGCAGAACGUGCGCCCCCUUGUGGAGGGCACUGUGCAAGGCCGGCUGGGGAGCACAGGAGACAGGGAGCAGGAGGAGCUUCAUGUGGCCCAGAGGCCCUGGAACUUGGUGGCCAACUCCUUCCACCCAGCGCCCCCACUCACAGAGGAGCACAACGCCAGGGCCACUUCUUCCCUGAAGAAGUACAUCAGGGGCGGGCCAUCUGCUGCAGCCCGUGCAAAGUCCCUCCCUGAGGGCAGAAACGAAGAAAAAGACUUAACCUACACCAUGCUUCCUUUCGAAGAUACAAAGGCUAGCGCAAAAAAGACAGAGGCAGCAGAACCAAGCUCAUAUUCCAGGGUGAAUUACCAUUUACGGAAAACAUAUCCUCAUCCUGUCUUCAGAACACCCAAGGCCAAACUCAGGAGAGUAUUCAGGAGGAAAAAUUCCCUCAAGGCAAAGAUGUCAGUAAGAGAGCCUCCGUUCCUUGCACUGCAAAGUCUCGUCAACUCCCCUCCCCAAGAGCCUUCUCCGACUUCACCAGACCUGAGUUCUCAGGGAAGGCCUUCUGUGGAAGUCAUUGCUCGUCUGGUAUCUGUGACAGAAGGUGUUACUGAAGACAACAACACUGCAGAAGAUGACUUAGAAAACUCUUUGGCAGAUGACAUGGUUCUGCCAGAAGAUAUGCCCCCCGCCGACACAAUGCAGGGGCAUCCUUCGGUGGCAGGCUCCCCUGGGACUACACUCAACUCCAUGCUGACCGCUAAGCAGACAAGCGAAAGGCAACGGCAGUACCCCAAAACGGGCACGAACAUCCCCUCCCCGCCCACAGGCAUCACCUACUCCUUGCAGGCCUCCUCAGGCGAUGAGUUUGAACUUCAGCUAAGCCAGCAACUACGGUCCCUCAUCCCCAACAAUGACGUGAGAAAGUUCAUCUCAUACGUUAUCAGGACUCUGAAAAUGAACUGCUCUGAGCCCCACGUGCAACUGUCCUGUGCCAAACUCCUCGCCAGUACAGGCCUCCUCAUGAAGCUCCUCAGUGAGCAGCUGGAAGCAAAGCUGGCCAAGGCAGAAUGGGACAUGGAACAGUGGGAACAAUGGAAAACGGAGAACUACAUCAGCGAGAGCCCAGAAGCUCAGGGUGAUGCAAAAAUGACUGAGUCAAGUGAGCUCACAAAGGAGGAGGUUCCAGGAUUCGGCUAUAACAACAAACUCAUCUUGGUGCUAUCUGUGGUUUCAAUAGUGGUGGUUUUGGCUAUCAUUUUCUUUUUCAUUGAGAUUUACCCUCAUGCUUGUAGGAGAGGAGCAGAGGAUGACAUAGAAAAAUAUCCAAGGUAAGUACCAGCCUGCAAUUUUUAAAUCAGAAGUUUGGGAUUAGACGAG